Bactrocera neohumeralis is the source of this 1783-nucleotide messenger RNA. RefSeq names its product homeobox protein abdominal-B-like. Gene Ontology annotation, cellular component: nucleus. The transcript is spliced from 6 exons. Gene Ontology annotation, molecular function: DNA-binding transcription factor activity, RNA polymerase II-specific; RNA polymerase II cis-regulatory region sequence-specific DNA binding. Lineage: Eukaryota; Metazoa; Arthropoda; Insecta; Diptera; Tephritidae. The coding region runs from base 1 to 1536 and encodes 511 amino acids. Gene Ontology annotation, biological process: regulation of transcription by RNA polymerase II. The record is from RefSeq and is a predicted model, not a curated record.
AUGUCACAAGGACCUAAUCGCCUCAGUCUUUGUCCCGUCAAUCGUACUUCUGGAUUCGGGUCGCACGCCGCUGCCGGGACUUGGUGGGGGCCACAUCAUCACGCUCCACAUCCAACCGCUACUGCUUCGUCCACCGUCUCCGCUGUUUCGGUUAUCAAUCAACAACCCGCCACAAAUAUUAUCAAUCAAUUGCACCACCACCCGCAUCACCACCACCAUCCGCAUCUGCAACAUCACCAUCAUCAUCUUCAACACACUGUGCCGACUGUGUCGGCGAAUUCAACCUCACUCAUACCGACGGCGGCUGUGCUUCCACAACAACAACAACAAACAACAACAACGUCACAUUCCACGCCUACUAAUGCGGUUAUGUAUGAAGAUCCCCCUCCAGUGCCAAUUGCUUCCGUGCAACAGCAACAACAACAACAGCAACAUCUCCUGCCCACUCAACAGCAGCAACAGCAGCUCGCAGCUACACCAGUUGGUGGUGCCCACAGUCCUUCCCAAACACCUUCAGGUGCCCAACCUCAAGCACAGCAACAUCUCACCUCUCCACACCACCAACAGCAACAACAACAGCAGCAAACGAAUAGUGUGCCUCCUGGUGCGUCUGCGAACCUCCAGCAACAACAACAACAACAACAACAAAACUCAGCAGUGGCGUCCGGCCAAACGCAGAUUGUUGCGCCGUCAACGGCGAGUGUUUCCCCCUCCAGUGUUAGUUCCCAACCCCCAGACAUGUCAUUGUUAGCACCUCUGCACAUACCCGCGAUCCGACCUGGUUUUGAAGCUGACGCGACGGCAGCAGUUAAAAGACAUCCUCAUCCUUGGGCUUACGAUGGUGAUGGCUUCAGUUCACAAUAUCACGCAUCACAAUACUUUCUAGAUCGAGACCGAAAGCCAGUUUUCUAUGGUUACCCCGAGACACAAUACCAGCCGUAUUGGAAUUACCGGGAACAACCUACACCCGCUGCAGCGGCCUACAUGAGCGCUAGUGAUGAACGACAUGCUGCCGCAGCUGCUGCCCGCCAAUCCGUCGAGGGCACUUCGCAGUCUAGUUAUGAAACGCCAACGUAUUCUUCACCAAGCGGGCUGCGUGGGUACCCAAGUGAAGCUUAUUCAAGUUCAGGUGGUACAGCUGGCAUUCCUGUUGGUACGGUUGGGCCUUGUACUCCCACUAAUGCCCUACAUGAAUGGACUGGACAAGUUUCGGUGCGAAAAAAGCGUAAGCCCUACUCCAAAUUUCAAACUCUUGAAUUGGAAAAGGAGUUCCUUUACAACGCUUACGUCUCCAAACAAAAACGUUGGGAGCUAGCAAGAAACUUAAAUCUUACUGAACGGCAGGUAAAAAUUUGGUUUCAAAAUCGUCGUAUGAAAAAUAAAAAGAAUUCACAACGUCAAGCCUCCCAACAAAAUAACAAUAACAGCGCCAAUAGUAAUCAUAACCAUACGCAAGCGACGCAACAGCAUCACAAUACUCAUCAUAUGAAUUUGGGUUUGAGCAUGGGGCAUCAUACCGCUAAAAUGCAUCAGUGACCUUUGGACAACAGCAGUGCCAGCGCCAUGGGCUUCCCCACCUACUAGCAUUUUGUGAACAUAAAAACCGAAAUACAGCCAGAAUUUCUGUAAUUGACAAAUUCAACCUACACAUUCAUAUACAUCAAAAUAUUGCCGUAAAUAAAUAACUUCAAUAUAUUAGUAGAAAGCUGCUUACUAUCUACACAUUUAUAUUUAUAGACAAUUAAAGUUCAGAAAUCUUAUUGUGGAUCAACAGUAAUCAAAG